GCGGCCUUCCUCUUUCUCUUCCGGUCCAAGGCGCUUCGGGAGCCGCGGGCUUUGGUGCAGAUAUGGCCAAGUCCAAGAACCACACCACGCACAACCAGUCACGGAAAUGGCACAGAAAUGGCAUCAAGAAGCCCCGGUCACAAAGAUACGAAUCUCUUAAGGGGGUAGACCCCAAGUUCCUGAGGAACAUGCGCUUUGCCAAGAAGCACAACAAGAAGGGCCUGAAGAAGAUGCAGGCCAACAAUGCCAAGGCCAUGAGUGCACGUGCCGAGGCUAUCAAGGCCCUUGUCAAGCCCAAGGAGGUCAAGCCCAAGAUCCCAAAGGGUGGCAGCCGCAAGCUCAAUCGACUUGCCUACAUCGCUCACCCCAAGCUCGGGAAACGUGCUCGUGCCCGCAUUGCCAAGGGUCUCAGGCUCUGCCGGCCAAAGGCCAAGGCCAAGGCUCAAACCAAGGCCCAGGCUGCAGCUGCAACUCCUGCUCCAGCUCCUGCUGCAGCUCAGGCUCAGGCUCCCAAAGGUGCCCAGGCCCCCACAAAGGCACCAGUGUAGAGGCUUCCAUCUGCCAGUGUGAGGGUAGAAGGACUGGUGUGACCCCUGGGCUUCUAUCUGCAUGGGGCUGGUGUCCUCCUGUGCUAUUUGUACAAAUAAACCUGCGGCAGGAUCUGUCA
Molecule: messenger RNA, 667 nt
Organism: Acinonyx jubatus (cheetah)
Lineage: Eukaryota; Metazoa; Chordata; Mammalia; Carnivora; Felidae
Gene: RPL29
Product: ribosomal protein L29
Exons: 4
Coding region: 63-548 (161 amino acids)
Biological process (GO): cytoplasmic translation
Cellular component (GO): cytosolic large ribosomal subunit; ribosome
Molecular function (GO): structural constituent of ribosome
Source: RefSeq, a predicted model, not a curated record